AUGGCUUACAAUUUAAGUUCCCAAGAAGAUAUGAAGGAUAUCUUCUGGCAUAGCAAUGUAAUUGUAGAACGCAUUACACACAAUCAAGUCAAAACCUUGACAGGAAGUAUCUACAUGUUAGAAGGGCAUAUUGAUGCAGUUAACAUGAAGAAAGAAGGUAUACAGAUGAAAACAAUUGAUUUACAGAAUGACGAUGAUGAUAAAAGUAUCACCCGUAGUGGGCGGCGUGUUAAGCCACCCAUGCAGUUCUGGUGUGGGGAACGGAUACGUCUUGAUCAGGAAUUAAAUGUCACUAUAAACAAAGGAGGUGCCAACUACUUAUCACCUCCAAUGAGCAACACGGCAUCUGGGAAUAGGCAGACUUUGAAGUUUACAAAGAAAAAUGGUGAGAGCCUUUUUAAAGAUCAUAAAGAAGUGCCUUCGAACCAAGCAAAAGGAAAAAUUAAUAUGAAAUCUGAGAAUAUAACCAGGAAAACUGAAUGUAAAUUGAAGGAAAAGUCGCAACAACUUAUUUCAGACACUGAAGAAAAUGACUCUGAAUUAAUCAUUAAAGAUAUUUACAAAAAGAGAGUCACUGUUAUGCUGACCCCUCUGGAAAAGAAAAGAAUGCAAGAAAAGCAGCAUUCCAACAGGAGGCCCAGAAAUGAGCUAAAUGUGACUAAGGAGGGUGGACACAUUACUUGCUAUGAAAGAAACUUGGCUGAUGGAGAGUUAGACACUUUCAACUGCCCAUUAAAUUUGUUGAAACAACAUCAACAAAUUGAGAAAGUUGUGGAAAGUGUUCCUUGCACAGAUGAAGAUGAAUCUAGUGAAGAUAUCCCAUGUAUUAAAAGGAAAACACAGCCUUCUUUCAAAAGAGAAAUAUCCCACAAGGAAUGUAAUGAUACACAAGAAUCAUCAUGUGAGCAAAAAAGUACAGAGAAUUGGAUAGCACCUUCUCGGAGCAGAAAGACAAAAUGUUCUUACUUUGGCCAGGAGGACAUGCUGGAAGAAUUAAGUAACAAGAGUUCUUCUGACUUGAGUACCAGUUCUGAGCUAAGGAAAAGGAAUAGACAAAAGUCACCAAAGGGGUUCAAGAAAGCCAGAAGGAAUGUUCUUACAUCAAAGACUGAAAGUGAAAACAGCAUAAAGGAAAUUCCUGUGAAAGAAAUUAGGAUAAAAAUACCUACCAAGAGAACUAAGGGUCACAUUUCAACUAAUCCAAAAGCCUGUCCUGUGACUGGAAAGCCGGACAAACAGAAAAAGUUAAGAAAUGCUGUGGAGUCUUUUCCAGACACUAAUGAAAACUGGACUGAAGAAGAAUUGCAAAAGUUGUACAGGGCAGUGGCAUCUUUUCCUAAAUACAAAGGUGAUUUCUGGUUGGAUGUGGCAAAGACUGUGAGAACGCGAUCUGCUGAAGAAUGCCAGCAAAAAUACAUGGCAGGGCGUGAAGGGAGAAAACGCUCCUCAAACAAGACCACCGAGCCUAGAAAAAAGGAAGAAAGAGAUAGGGGAAUACAACAGCCAUUGGCAAAAGUGGGAACCCUGAAAAGGAAACUGCAGAUACGGAACUUCCUCGAACAGAUGCCCAAGGAUAACCACGACGACAUCUUUGCUUCAACACCUUUUCAAAAUAAGAACACAAAAUUGCCGCAGUUCUACAUGGCCCCAGAGGAAGAUGGUUUCCAGUUGAAAGACAGACAUCCUAUCACACCUGCUUCAGCUAUUUCCCCUUGGGUGAAGACACCCCAAUGUGACCAUGUCAGCCCUGGCAUGCUGGAAUCUCUAGAUAGGAAAAACCGGGAAAAACAUGUCUUCCACAUGGAAAAAAAAAUCAAAGGCAAGGAACGCACAUGGGUGAAUGUAAAGAAGAAAUCGGAAGUAAUAUGUCUUUUGUCUCCAUCAGGCUGUGACAGGGUUCACUACUUCCAUGCCUCCAAGAAGAAAAGUCUUUACUUUUGA
This is a messenger RNA of Protobothrops mucrosquamatus (brown spotted pit viper), 1941 nucleotides long. RefSeq names its product MIS18 binding protein 1 (gene MIS18BP1). Lineage: Eukaryota; Metazoa; Chordata; Lepidosauria; Squamata; Viperidae. The transcript has 10 exons. The record is from RefSeq and is a predicted model, not a curated record. The coding region runs from base 1 to 1941 and encodes 646 amino acids.